AUGAGUCUUAAAUUCAUGUUUUCUGACAUCUUGAUUUUGAUCAUGUCUUUCCCUUUACAGAACACUAAGACAUGUGGCUUUGUCGUGUAUCAAAACAACAAGCUUUUCCAAUCAAAAAUUUUUACAGCUACAUUGAAUUUUAGUCAAAAAAUUAUCUCAAGCAAAACAGAUGAAAGUGAGCAAGAUCGGAAUGCCUCUGUUAAAAUGGUAUUUAAUCCAACGUACCGCCAAAGAGAAUUCCAACUUUAUUCCUAUGCCUGUGUCUACUGGAAUUUUGCAACAAAGGAUUGGGACACAUAUGGCUGUUACAAAAACAGGGGCAUUGAAAGAUUCCUGGGCUGCCACUGCAACCAUACAACAAAUUUUGCUGUAUUGAUGACUUUUAAAAAGGAUUAUCAGUAUCCCAAAUCACUGGACAUAUUAUCUAACUUUGGAUGUGCUCUGUCCAUUGCUGGUCUGGCUCUGACAAUCAUAUUUCAAAUUGUCACCAGGAAAGUCAGAAAAACCUCAGUAACCUGGGUGUUGGUCAGUCUGUGUACAUCAAUGUUGAUUUUCAACCUUCUCUUUGUGUUUGGAAUUGAAAACUCCAAUAAGACUUUAAAGACAAGUGAAAGUGACACUGAUAUUAACUUUGAUAAUAAUGAAAUACCUGUAAGAGAUAUUAUUGACAUCCAAAAUCCUGGGUGCACUUUGAUUGCUGCAUUGCUGCACUAUUUUCUGUUAGUGACAUUUACAUGGAAUGGACUCAGUGCUGCACAACUCUAUUUCUUCCUUAUUAGAACCAUGAAGCCUCUUCCUCAACAUUUCAUAAUUUUUAUCUCGUUAAUUGGAUGGGGUAUCCCAGCUAUAAUAGUAGGUGUAACUAUGGGAAUUAUUUAUGCUCAGAGUGGGAACAAGUCAUACUGGGAGUUAGACUAUCGGCAGGAAGAAAUCUGUUGGCUGGCAAUUCCAGAUGGCAAUGGUUUUAUAGCAAGUCCAUUUUUGUGGUCAUUUAUCAUUCCUAUAACUGUUAUCCUCAUCACCAAUAUUGUUAUAUUUAUCAUAAUUAUGGUCAAAGUGCUGUGGAAAAAUAGUCAGAAUCUGACAAGCACAAAAAAGGUUUCAUCCCUAAAGAAGAUUUUAAGCACAUUAUCAGUUGCAGUUGUCUUUGGAGUUACUUGGAUUUUGGCCUACUUUAUGCUAAUUAAAAAUGAUGACAUCAGGAUUGUUUUCAGCUACAUAUUCUGUCUUUUCAACAGUACCCAGGGACUGCAAAUUUUCAUUCUUUAUACUGUUAGAACAAAAAUAUUCCAGAGUGAAGCUUCCAAAGUGUUGAAGUCCCUGUCAUCAUCUGUUGGUAGAGUGAAGCCAUUGCCUUCAAUAACCUCUCUGAGGCUGCGUGUAAGGAUGUAUAAUAUGCUCAGGUCCUUUCCAGCCAUACAUGAACAUUUUAGGCUGCUGGAGCCAUUUGUAAUGACAGAGGAAACAAUAGUCACUGACAGUGACCUAGCAAAAUAAAGUGUCUAG
Jaculus jaculus (lesser Egyptian jerboa) is the source of this 1506-nucleotide messenger RNA. RefSeq names its product adhesion G protein-coupled receptor G7 (gene Adgrg7). Gene Ontology annotation, cellular component: membrane. Gene Ontology annotation, molecular function: G protein-coupled receptor activity. The record is from RefSeq and is a predicted model, not a curated record. Lineage: Eukaryota; Metazoa; Chordata; Mammalia; Rodentia; Dipodidae. Gene Ontology annotation, biological process: cell surface receptor signaling pathway; G protein-coupled receptor signaling pathway.